Messenger RNA from Triticum dicoccoides, 710 nucleotides. RefSeq lists its product as uncharacterized. Bases 118 to 348 code for a protein of 76 amino acids. The record is from RefSeq and is a predicted model, not a curated record. NCBI's taxonomy places the organism in Eukaryota, Viridiplantae, Streptophyta, Magnoliopsida, Poales, Poaceae. The transcript has 2 exons.
AUAUCUCAAAACCUCAUCUCUCUGCUCCGACGCCGUCAGCAGGCCCUUUCUCGCCCCAAACUCCGGCGACGAUCCACGCCUCGCGCUAGGGUUCUACAGAGGAGUUGUUGUGUGGCGAUGGCGUUGACCAACUUGAUCCUGACGGUGGUGGGCGUGGGCGCGGCGGUGAUGCUGCUGCGGAAGGACGUGAAGCAGUCGUCCGCCGUCUUCCGCCGCAACAUUCGCCACAUCAAGACCUGGCUCGAGGAGGAGUCCACCGCCACCACAUCUGCUGAGCGAUCGGUACCCAAGGAGCUGGAGUCCCAUGCUGCCAAGAAGGAUUCCACACCCAAAGUGGACAAGGAUUAGAUGAUUUUACACUGUUUCUAUUCGAUGCAACUGCGGGUUUAGGAUUCACAAGAAGUACUUGUAAAUAGAAGAUGUUUGGUAGGAUCUUCACUCUAAAGAAUAUUGCAAUCAAAUAAUUUGGGCAUGUAUGGGUAGCUGCAUGUGGGUUCUAUAUGUCUUCAGGUUGGUCUGAAGAUUUGAGUGCAUUUUUAUAUUUCUGUCUGGUAAGAUAUUUUACUGAAACUCUACGGUUGAGAUCAAUCACCAUGCAACUAUCGUCUUGAUAUAGGUUUUGUCUGGCAGUAAUUUGUUAGCCACUUAUGUUUUUUAUGGCACCAUUCACCCCCAUUGUUUUUAUGAAAUUAGCGUGUGUUUUUUCUUCA